ACUAUUUGGUAACAUUAUACAAUACAGCUUUGUAGGAAACAUUAGUUAAGAAAUAAGUUCAUGUAUGAAGGUGUUAUCGUGACAGCCCAGCUUGAAUUGUAUAACAUGUGAGGGUUCGAAGUUUUCUCGUUCAACUCAAUAUUUCAGCCCUCCGCCUGGGAGCUUAUGCAUUUGCUACCAUUACUAGUUAUACUUAUGUAAAGACUAGCCACUCGAGUCCCAUCAUCAUAAUACAUCAUUAUCUACGAGAGAACUCUAGAUGAACCCUGUGCCGCCUCGUGUGCCAUUUGCUAAUAUAUUUUAAUAGAGUCGCGUCAACAUGUUUGCAAUAAAGUUAAUUUUAAGUAGAGGUCCUGACCUGCACCACGGGCCAGAGCAGGGCCUAUAAAUGCCACAGAGCUUGAUUAUCUGCCACCCAGUUUAAAAAAGUUUGGUCAACUGACAUGUUCGCCUCAACUUUGCUACUCGCGUGUGUCCUGAUCGGAUUCUAUAUUUGGAUAAGGCAGCGUCUAUCCUACUUUGAACGUCGUGGCAUUGCGCAUGAAGCUCCCCUGCCGUUGGUGGGAAAUCUGUGGGGCUGGCGGGUAACAAGACACACCUCGGAAAUAGUACAGAAUCUCUAUGUGAGGUACAAGCACUUGGGCCCACUCAUUGGAUUUUAUUUUCUUAUGACGCCCGCCUAUAUUAUUUCGGAUAUGGAGCUGCUGAAGCGGGUUUUCAUCAAGGAUUUUGCUAACUUCGACGGUCGAGGGCUGUUUUACAAUGAGCGGGACGAUCCCUUGUCCGCGCAUCUCUUUGCCAUUGAUGGUCCCAAGUGGCACAGCCUGAGGCCCCGCAUGUCGCCCAUAUUCAGCAGUGCCAAGAUGAAGCUUAUGUUUCCAGCGGUGCUGCGAACAGCCCGGGAACUGUCGAAAGUGCUACACGAGCGUUGCUCGGGAAAGGCUGCUUCUUUGGAGGUCACCAAGCUGCUGGCGUGCUACACGGCGGACACCAUUGGCUCCGCAAUUUUCGGGCUGGACUGUAAUAGUCUGCGCAAUCCAAAAGCGCCCUUUGUGCAGAUGGGACUGAAUGCGAUGCUUAAGAAGCGCAUCGAUUACAUAUUCUGUCUGCUCUUCCCAGAGCUGAGUCUCAGACUGCACAUCAAGCGAACGCCCGCCGACGUGGAGGCCUUCUACAUGGGCCUGGUCAAAGACACCAUCAGCCACAGGGAGCAGCACAAGAUAAAGCGCAAUGACUUUGUUGAUAUCAUGCUGGAAAUGAAGCAGAAAUACGAUUCGGGCAACACAGCCGAGGGUCUGACGGUCAAUGAGAUCGCCGCCCAGAUGUACGUAUUUCUGGUGGCGGGCUUUGAGACAACAUCCACAGCUCUAACCCUGGCCUUGUACGAGCUGGCACGUCACGAACAUAUCCAAAGCCAGCUGCGGGAAGAGAUCGAGGAGGUCAUUGCGAACUAUGGGGAGAACGGAGAGCUAAACUACGAGGCCAUGCAGAAAAUGAAGUAUCUGGAGCAGGUCAUAUCGGAAACCCUGCGGAUGUAUCCCGUGGCCACAGAGCACAUGCGUCGUGCCAAUGGACAUUUCGAGGUGCCAGAUCAUCCGAAGCAUUAUAUACCAGCUGGAUCGCAUCUGAUCAUACCUGUCUAUGCCAUACACCAUGAUCCGGAAUAUUAUCCGGAGCCGGAGAAGUUUCUGCCCGAACGUUUCACAGAGGAGGCCAUACAGAAACGGCCCAGCUGCGCCUUUCUACCCUUCGGUCUGGGUCCCCGCAUCUGCAUUGGCAUGCGUUUUGGCCGUAUCAAGCUGGCCGUGGGCUUAAUUGCAUUAAUACGUAAUUUUCGCUUUGCCUUUGCGCCCACCACCCCACAGACCAUGCAAUUCGAGAAGCAUUCGUUUCUACUACACACAAAAGGUUUCCAGCUGCAAGUGGAGCCGCUCGGCUAG
Molecule: messenger RNA, 1940 nt
Organism: Drosophila virilis
Lineage: Eukaryota; Metazoa; Arthropoda; Insecta; Diptera; Drosophilidae
Product: probable cytochrome P450 6a23
Molecular function (GO): oxidoreductase activity, acting on paired donors, with incorporation or reduction of molecular oxygen; heme binding; monooxygenase activity
Source: RefSeq, a predicted model, not a curated record